Molecule: messenger RNA, 2046 nt
Organism: Clonostachys rhizophaga
Lineage: Eukaryota; Fungi; Ascomycota; Sordariomycetes; Hypocreales; Bionectriaceae
Source: the annotation of a GenBank genome assembly
AUGGAGCCGAGUUCUGCCACACCAAGCCUGCAAGACCUUCCUGCAGAAACACUGAACCAGAUAGCCAGUUAUCUUACCUCCCAUCAACCGAGUCUUUACGCAUUCAGUUUGGCAAGCAGAGCGUGCCAUUGCAUUGCUAGCCCGUUCAUUUUUCACCAACUCAACAUCACAGUUAGUAGUCCUACGUCAUUGAAGCGCGACGUUGAUGGUAUUGUUUGUGCUCUGUCUCGCACAGAGUCCGCCCGCCACGUGAACUGCCUGAGUUUCAAAGGCUCCCUGUGUUUCAAUGGCGGUGAAUAUGCCGAAUCAAGGAAAGAAGCAGCAUAUUCGAGAGAUGCGAUAGAUUCAGUGACGAGGUGGUUCAAAGCCACGGGCACGAGCGAAAUUCUGACUCAGGAGGAGCCUAUACCGUCUGGGGCCUAUGUGAUCUACGACGAGCCUGUCAUACAGAAGGCUUCUGAAGAGGAUAUGGCAUGGGCCCCGGCUGUUGGUUUGAUUAAACUUCUGCCAUGUCUCGCCAGGCUAUUAUAUGACUGUCAGAAUCAAUUUCCACCCAGCCUUCUGGAUGCUCUCCACGAGCACCAACCUCACUGCAAACUUUACCACAUGACAUUCCGACUAAGAACAUUGUUCUGGGAUACCCCGAAUCCCUAUGAAAUGGCCUUAGCGACGUCUCCGUGUCUAUACGGUGUGAAACUCGCAUGUACUGAUCGAGAUACAGAUGGAGAUGACGACUUCAAUCAGGCCGCGAUGAUGGACCUUGUGUCUGGUCUUUCUCCUAAUUUGAGGGAAGUUACUAUUGUCAACUUCAGGGCAUACAUGCCCUCGCGUUUUUCCCGACAACCAGAACCAUGGCACGGUCUCCCGGGCUUUAUUCCUGGAUCGUCUAUUGGAUCUCUGACUUCUCUUUCCCUCAUAGGCUCGGUGCGCAAUUUAUUGUCUGGUGAUCUCCAGAGCUGGGCCAAGUCGACAGACUUUCGCUGCUUGCAUCACUUGGCUCUUGGUGGAGGUUUUGGGGCUGAGUCAGUCGGAAUACCUGGCGACGUGAUGGAAUGGAUAUCUCGGACCUGUUCAUUCCCUCAACUAAAGACCCUUAUCGCCAGACUGGAUCGCGAUAAUUUCGACGACCAGAAGCCCGAUUACAGCAGACAAGCUGUUGAAUUUUUCCGUGCCAUCAAACCUCUUGAUGAGCUUUCAGUCUCCGGCCCGCUAGACCCUGACAUCUUGGAUGCAAUUCUAUCCGGACCUGGGCAAACGGUUAAGAAACUAGAUCUACGUCCAUACGAGAGUCCAUUUCAGGUGGAUAACCGUUGGUUUCGACGAGACAUUCCUAUGAUAUUCACGAAGCAGCAUAUUCUACAAAUUCGAGCCCAGUGCCCAGGGUUAGAGGAAUUGGCUAUCCCUGUCAAGCGCACGAAGUCCGACGCGAUUGAAGCCGACAUUUAUAGAACCUUCUCCAAAUUCAAUAGCCUGCGAUCUCUGUUCCUCACCUUAGAUUGCUCCAACUGGCGGGUCGUUCGAGAUCCCACUUACCAGCCUGCAUUCGAUGAAGAGGAUGAUAAACCUUGUGAGGUACUUGGCGAGUGGCUCAAGGAAGGCCACGCACGUGAAACGUUCAUGAACUGUGCCGUGGACGAAAGGCUAGCACGAUCAAUCUGGGAGAUAGUCUGCCAGGACAAAGUGGGGAGAAAGUUGGAGUCUCUUAAAAUCUGGACCAAGGGAGGGGGAGAGUUUGGUAAUACCACGUCGGGGGGUAACAUGCCGGACAUCAUCGCAAACCUGAGUCGCUCAUGGCUUAUCGAACUUGUUCCUCGACAUGAUGAGAACAUGAUCAGCGUUAGGGAACUAGGUCUCAAAGCCCGGGAAGCGCGGGACAAGGAAGGAAGAGAACGAGAUGAACGUCGAGAUGUCUACUUGCCAGAGCAGGGGAUCGAGCCAACGUCAAGAGACUGUCACCCCAUGCGAGCAUUUCGCCGAGUCUGGCCCUGUAAGCAAGAUUCCAAGGAUUGGCGUCUGGAAUGGUCAAGUCUUCCACUUCAGAGUUGA